Pelmatolapia mariae (spotted tilapia) is the source of this 2472-nucleotide messenger RNA. Its product is annotated as myocardin. The coding region runs from base 1 to 2472 and encodes 823 amino acids. Gene Ontology annotation, molecular function: transcription coactivator activity. Gene Ontology annotation, biological process: smooth muscle cell differentiation; positive regulation of transcription by RNA polymerase II. The transcript has 15 exons. The record is from RefSeq and is a predicted model, not a curated record. Lineage: Eukaryota; Metazoa; Chordata; Actinopteri; Cichliformes; Cichlidae. Gene Ontology annotation, cellular component: nucleus.
AUGACACUGCUGGCCUCCGAGAGGUCGCUUCUCAUCCGGAACAAGUUCCGCUCAGUCCUGCAGCUGAGGAUUCAGAACCGAAGGCUGAGUGAAAUCAAUGCAGACUCAGGGCUGAAAUCCACGUGUCUGCCUCAAAAAGCUGAGAAAGACCAGAGUGAAGCUCUGCGUCUAACUGAUGACGGUGCCACUCAGAAGUUGCCUCCUGGCGGUCUGAAUGCUGAAACUGCACAAGAGCGGACUGCGUGUGGGGCCCACAGGCAGAAGAAAACUCACCAGGCGCAGGACCUCACUGAGAGGAUCCAGCGCCCGCCUGGACCUGUGGAGCAGCAGCUCGAACGCACGCCGCCUCCGGAGAACGGUCCUGCCUCCUUCCCUCUGACUGCUGAUGUCUUCGAAGAUGACAUCUCCUCCUCCUCCUCACCCACGGAGCAGCACAGCACUCACCAAUCACCAGCUUUUUCUUCAUUGCCGAGGCUCUCAGGUGACCAAUUACUGAGUGACUGCUCGGCUCUGGUCCCGACCCUUAACCACGGUCCCUGUCAUGCUCAGUCUGGUUUGGCAGUGCUCCCGGGAACCGAGGGCAUCAGACAACCUAUGAGCGUAAAGCUGAGUGACUCAAACUCCAUGGCAACGACUGGGAGGCCGACUGGGAUGUAUCUGACCUCUCAGACCACACCCCUGCUGCCAAAGACAGCUCGGCCUCCCAACAACCCCUGCACCUCAACUCUGCCUCACUCCCUUAACUUCACCCAUCUCCCCCGCCCACGGAAACCGCGGGACACCAAGCCCAAAAUGAGGAAACUCAAAUAUCAUCAGUACAUUCCUCCAGACCAGAGAGGAGGGGCUGGGACAGGAGGGGUGGGAGCCAAACAGAAGAGCCCUAACCCUACCCAGUCUUUAGACCCAGCCUAUUCUGACCUUCUGAAACAGCAGCAGGUCUUCCUUCAGCUUCAAAUCCUCCAGAACCAACAGCAGCAACAACCACAAGAACAGAUCACUGUUGUACCCAGUGGGGAAUCUGGUGAUCUGAAGUCUUCGGGAGCCAUACCACAGAAUCCCCAACCUGUUCCUGCUACAACCAACCACACCCCUACGGACACAAACCCUCCAUCAAAGCCUGAGCUUCUCCCUGCUAAUCUGGUUGAUUUAACAGUGUCAGAGUUACGGCAGCAGCUGCGUAAGCGCGGCCUUCCUGUCUCCGGUACAAAGCCUGCCCUAUUGCAGCGACUUCGUCCUUUCCAGCUUCCCAGUGCUUGCCUCACCCCGGCUCCCCUCUGUCAGCUGGGUACCAGCCCGGAGCCACUCACCCCCUGCCCCUCAUUGCCAUCCAGCCAGAGCCCUGGCUCCAGCUCCGGCUCUGGGCUAGACUCACCCAGCAGCAGCCCGAACCAGCAGCUUUACAUCCAGGAUAGGGCAAUUCCUAAUGGGAUUCUCAGCAGCGCUCCAAAUAGAGUUCCAAAUGGAAUUCUAAACACUGUCCCAAACGGUUUCACAAAUGCUGCAUCAGUCAGUUUGGCGGGGGAACCGUGCAGUCUCACCAACACGGUCUUCUUAGCUCCUGCCAGCACUGCCUCAGGAACUCCAAGUCCCAGUCUUCCCAUGUCAUCCUCCUCACCCCUACAGUGUGGGACUCCCUGGAGAACUGAGAAGGAGCAGCAGCAGCAGAAGCAGCAACAGCAGCAGGAGCUGAGUGUGGAGCUGGAGAUGAGGGAGAGAAUAAGGAGCAGGCCCAGAGACCGCUCCACAUGUUCCGGCAAUGAGUCUUGUGGAGGAUCCCUCCAUCCGUUCCUGCAACAGGAUCCGGGAUGCUCUAGAGGGAAGCAAGAAACAGAUGCACACGCAGAGGUGUUGUUUACACAGGUGUUUUGCUGCCAGCCCUGUGAUGCAAUUGGCAAUGACUUUGAACUGCCAGUGCAGAUUACAGCAAGUCCUAUUCAGACCUUACCCUCUGUUCGCAGCUUGGAGGAAGAGCUACAGGAGGCUAUCCAGAAAGCACAGAUGGACCCUCGGCAGUCCAUUGAUGACAUUCUAGAUGAGCCUAUUGCUUCUGUCGACUCCGUCAAUGUGUCUGACCAUAAAUCUCCUGCCCACUCAGCCCGUUCUCCUUCUCCUCUUCAAAAUGAUCAGUCCCAGGCUUCCCAGCAGCACCACAAGGACGACAACUCCCUGCUUUCACCUCUUUGUUCCUCUCUCUUGUUGGAGCUUCCUCCAUCCCCUGCUGUAAUAAACCCGAGCCAGGUAGUCCCACUUCCUCCUCCACCGCCCAUCUGUACCUCCCCAUUGCCAUCCACCAGGAGGUCACGGAAACGACGGGCUCCAACACCGUUCGACGCUGCUGACUGGCUUGAAACGCUGUCGUCCGGCCUCCGCCCUUUGACCCCCCCAGCAGCCCCCUUUGUCGAGCCAGACUUGAGCCUGGAUUCAGAUCUAAAUGUCAAUCGAGUGCUGGACCUGAUGAUAGAGCAGUGGUGA